GCUGAUGAGCCUUGCGGUUUCGAGCAGGUUUUAAGAAAUGGAGAAAGUGUGUUUGUACGGGAAAAUUCUUUUGCGUCUUUUACUAUGCGCGUAAAUAGUAUUAGUUUUCGUGAUUUUAUUGAUAGUCAACAUCUACGGUGAAUGAAAAGGAGUGUUCGAGAUCUUUUAAGAGAUAAACUAAAUUAAAAAUUCAUCAACAAUGAGAAGAAAACCAGGAGUUGGAGCAAUCCAAAAACAAAAAUAUGAACAAGAACGGUAUAAAGACAAAGGAACAGAGCUUCAAGAAAAUCAAUUCGAGCAGAUGACAAAGCAAAUGGAAACUUUUCGAAUAAAUUUGGAAGAGUUUGCCUCAAAGCACAAGAAUGAAAUAAAGAAAAAUGCGCAAUUCCGACGACAAUUUACGGAAAUGUGUGCUUCUAUAGGUGUUGAUCCAUUAGCAUCAGGUAAAGGCUUUUGGUCUGUAUUAGGUAUUGGUGAUUUCUACUAUGAACUUGGAAUUCAAAUUGUUGAAGUCUGUCUUGCAACUAAUUACAAAAAUGGAGGCUUGAUAUCGCUGGAUGAAUUAAGAGAACGAUUAAUUCAAGCAAGAGGACGCCGUAAAGAACAUCAAGAAAUAACAAAUGAAGAUUUGCUUGCUUCAGCUAGAAAACUUAAAAUACUCGGUAAUGGAUUCUCUGUGGUGCCCAUCAGUAAAGGCAAAUACUUAGUUCAGUCUAUACCUGGAGAGUUGAGCAUGGAUCACACUGCAGUUUUACAGCAAACAAAUAAUAAUGGCAGUGCCUUCAUUUCAAAAUCAUUGUUGCAAUCAGAGUUAAAAUGGGAGAGUGAAAGAGCUCAAAAAGCUCUUGAUCAUAUGGUCAAAGAGGGUCUUGCUUGGAUUGAUAAUCAAAAUGAAGGGGAACCUUUAUACUGGUUCCCAAGUUUGUUUACUGCUUGUAUUGCUUCAAAAACGUAAAAAUCUACCAUUGAAUAGUUUGCAUUCAAUAGUUUUUGUUAAUAAAGUUCAAAAGAUUUUUUAUUACAUUGUUGAAAUAGAAUUUGUACUUUUUUAAGUGAAAUAAACGCGAAUAAAUUAGUUAAAGCUUUGUAAGAAAAGGGUAUAUCAUAAAAAAUACUGUCAGAUAACAAAAAUAUUUU
Phymastichus coffea is the source of this 1137-nucleotide messenger RNA. RefSeq names its product vacuolar-sorting protein SNF8 (gene lsn). The transcript is spliced from 2 exons. Gene Ontology annotation, biological process: protein transport to vacuole involved in ubiquitin-dependent protein catabolic process via the multivesicular body sorting pathway. The coding region runs from base 200 to 955 and encodes 251 amino acids. Gene Ontology annotation, cellular component: ESCRT II complex. The record is from RefSeq and is a predicted model, not a curated record. NCBI's taxonomy places the organism in Eukaryota, Metazoa, Arthropoda, Insecta, Hymenoptera, Eulophidae.